Molecule: messenger RNA, 576 nt
Organism: Synchytrium microbalum
Lineage: Eukaryota; Fungi; Chytridiomycota; Chytridiomycetes; Synchytriales; Synchytriaceae
Exons: 3
Coding region: 1-576 (191 amino acids)
Molecular function (GO): catalytic activity
Source: RefSeq, a predicted model, not a curated record
AUGCUCUCCUUAAAUCUAGGCAAUCAUUAUACAAAAUUCCAAGUCGACAAGGAAUUCCAAAAUGUUUCGUCGCUAUCUUCACGACAUCAACAUCAACUAGGUCCAACAUUUCAGCACGGCAAAUCACUAGAAGACUGCUUAUUUUGCAAGAUUUCUCGUGGAGCUGUACCUGAAACUAGAAUGAUUUGGCAGGAUACCAGUUUUGUUGCUUUUCAUGACAAUAAACCGGCAUCUGUCACUCACAUAUUGCUUAUUCCGAAACACCACAUUCUUUCUAUAAUGGACCUCACAUACAAGGAUUUGCCUCUCAUAUGCGCCAUGAAGGACAUUGGAUCGCAAAUACUUGGUGAUGCUCUACAGAUCAAGCAGUCACGAAUCAAGAUUGGCUUCCAUAUCCCACCGUACAUAUCAGAGACGCAUUUACAUCUACACUUGAUUGGGUUGCCGUGGAAGAGGUUCUGGAAGGCCAAGAGGUAUAAAGAUGGCACGCCACGAUGGGUGAAUAUAGACGACUUGAUAAAUACGCUGAGAAGGAAGAAAGCGGAUGGUGAUGUGAGCGCUUGGUCGUUGCCUUGA